Stegastes partitus (bicolor damselfish) is the source of this 1776-nucleotide messenger RNA. RefSeq names its product PARP1 binding protein (gene parpbp). NCBI's taxonomy places the organism in Eukaryota, Metazoa, Chordata, Actinopteri, Pomacentridae. Bases 1 to 1776 code for a protein of 591 amino acids. Gene Ontology annotation, biological process: negative regulation of double-strand break repair via homologous recombination. The transcript is spliced from 10 exons. The record is from RefSeq and is a predicted model, not a curated record. Gene Ontology annotation, cellular component: chromatin.
AUGGAGGCCUUAAGAGACCGUCUCAAGCUGAUGGUGAAAACCUUCAGGAGAGAGUGCCACAGGGUUUUACAAUCCGAGAGAACCACCAUUCACGGGGCUGAUGGCAUGCUGAUGGUGCUGCAGCUCGCCAUAGCAGAAGUGAAUAAAAAGCACGGCGGAGAGUUCAAAGUGGCUCUGAGCGAUGUCCUGAUGGCCUGGAAACACUUAUUGUUAGACAAACUACACCUGCCACCCCCCAGCUUUGCACGCUUGGAGAACUAUGAUCUCAUCCUGGAGGCUUACGAAUCCUUCCUGAAACGCUCCAACACCGUGGACCUGGUUGAUAUCUUCUCCAUGUACAAACAACUGAGACUAGUGGAUUCGGACCCAGAGGAGCCUGUGAGCCCGACCCAGCUGUUUGAGUUCCUAUCAGGCAACAUGGAGAUCCCAGAGCUGCCAGACUCCUCAAUCCCGUCAACACCGUCUAGUAGAGUCAGGCCCUGCAGCUCACAGGUGAAAACGGCAGUACGAAGGAUUUUCUGCUCCUAUCUGAAUUUGCUCAUAAACUCCAAGAACGACAUGGCCCUGGCGCUAACCCUGGACGUCCCCAGUCGCGCUCUCGGACGACAGGCAUUCACUGACCUCAAGCAUGCUGCACAUGACAACAACACCUCUCUCUUCUUGGCUGUGACAUCUUUCGUCAGGGCCAUUCAGCUCGGAGGGAAGGGCUACGCUCCAGCUGAGUCUGACCCACUCAGGAAACAUGUCAAAGGCCUGUCUGACUUUGUCCAGUUUCUAGACAACCUGGAAGAAAUACUGGGGGAGAUCCCUGACCCAAGUGUGUGUGGAGCCAGGCUGGUGGCCGCCAUCAGGGCAGUGCUGGUGAAGGGACGCAGCAGUGGAGAGGCAGUGUACGCUGCAGCUGAAGAGACGACAAAGGAGCUGAAGGAAAGGAUCUGCCAGCUACACCAGAUCCAGAAACAGACUGCUAAUGGAAGUGGGACUGGGAUAAGUCCUGCCAGGCCAAAAGCUUAUGCAGUCAAUCAUGCCACUGCAUAUGGAGGUCGGGACACUGUCAAGGUGCUGAUGGCGCUGCUGGAUGAAGAAGCCGUGACUCCUCCGUGUCCAAACAAGGCAGACCUGCUGUCUGAGGACCAGCCUGUCCUCAGUGGAGCCGAGGGAACGUCCAUCCUCAUGAUGUUCAGAUCCCCUGAAGUGUCUACUGGAUGUUCUCCAGAACCCCUAAGGAACCGAGUCCAGAGCCGACUAGACCUUCUCAAACCCAAGGCCAGAGACAGAGUCAUCCGAUCCCAGUUUGCCUGCACGUACAAGGAUGAAGAAUUGCCUCUCAACCGUGUGCUGGACUUCCCCAGCAGCAGCCAGGUCCCUACCUGUGUGCACCCAGCACCCAAACGCAAAACCACCACAGCUGAGGAUGACGAGUGCAGCUCUGACGUGGAGGACGCAACCACAGCCCAGCCUACCUCUGAAUGUCCGAAUAAGGAGCAGAGUGAGGUACAGCGGGGGGCAGCUCUCCACCAAAGAAGCGGAAAUGCCCAAAACAGAGGUGUGGGCCCCGGUAAUAGAAAGAAAACUGGCAUUCAGAUGCAGAGCAAGGGGAACAAGAGGAAGCAGCUGGACGCUGACCAACAUGGUGGAUCAGAGAAUGAGCCUCCACAGAAGAAACAGCCGACUCGUGCGUCAGUCAAACUGCCUGGCAAAAACAUCAGCAAGGCCCCGAGUAAGAAGAAGCUAAUAGCUGGACAGGGAAAGCUAACCAGCUUUUUCAGAGUCUAA